AUGCAGAAGGAAAACCAGACAUACAAACGCAACCUCAAUGAGGCUCAUGAAAGGGAAAGUGCUCUCGAACAGCACCGGAGCAGCUAUGAGGAUCAUUACUAUGAACAACAUGGCCGCUCAGCUCCUGAAAGCGAAGACGAAGACGAUCUUGGAACCGGUACUGAAUUAAACUUCGGAUACGCUGGAGUUGGUUCCGGUCCUGGCUCUCCAAAGACCUUAUUUCCGAGUUCGGUCCGUACAGUCAAUGUUGUUCUCCAAUCACCUCCGGCUAUACCUCGCAAGUCUGUCCUCAAGACCCCAGUCUCUAUUCAUCCUAAUCAACCUCGGUGGCCACUCCCUACACCUCCUAACACUCAACAAGAACCUUCGGUAGUUCACACUCCUUCCACUAUAGGCCGUAUACAACCUCCAAUGCUUAUGCCGAACCCACUUACCACAUGUCACGAUCAGCCACCAGUUGAUCCCAUUGAACCACUGCAGCUUGAAGGAGAGAGUAACAUCGAGCUUCGCAUACUUGCUCGAUUCGCUAAUACAUCUGGAAAACUGUUGCGUCAUUACAAGGGGCUCUCGAAAAAACUAGUCAGACAAUGUCUUCAAAGCUACGAGUUGACCAUUAUUGCUUUACAUAUGUAUCCAACAAGUGAUUUGCAGAUGAAUUGGACGGAGAAUAUCUGGAAGUACCACAUGUCGAAGUUGCUCCAUGAAGAUGAAACAUCAUUUGUGCUUUCUGAAGAAGUAAAGAUGCUAAUGAUGCGAAGGGAAACUCGUAUACGGAAAGCUUCAUGGGACCGUGUUGCAAUGCUCUUUGAAACAACGUUCAAGUUCAAGAAAGGGACAAACAGUAAGGUUCAGAAGCACAACAAGUUACUGCAUCUUGCACUUAUGACCAAUUUCGGUUUUUACUAUUUGGAUCCGACUAUGCGUACAGGCCUCAUGCAAGCUCCGUUCAUUGUCGAUGGAAUUUGCCAAAUUCUAUUUUACAACAAGAAAGCGCAUGGAGUUGACCAUGAAUUCCUGUUCAAUCCUAUUCCACCUGCUACGGUGGCUUUUCUGUUCACACUGGCGAGUAAUAUAUAUCUUCUUGGUUUCAAUGUCUCGCAUAACCUUCUUUCCAAGACCGAACAUUUUCUAUGCCAGUGGUCAACAGGUAUCCGCAUCCCGCGCCCCCUUGACGAGGAUGUUAUGAACCUGAGUUUUCAGAAACAUGUUGUGCGGGUUGAUGAAUGGAUUGCCCUUGACGAGAAGAAAACAAUGACUAUCUUGAAACGAUGGUAUUACCUGGGACAGAAGUAUGCCGGUGUUGGAGGUGUCACUGAUCCAGAGGAUAUCAAAAUGUCCCGAAAGGAUAGAAAGAAUGCAGUCACAGAGCUUUGCGCUAUGAAGGUUCCUGACAUAAGCGAAGAUGACAAAGAUGAUGGAGAUGAGAAGGGUAGUGACGAUGAAUACGAGGACAAAAACAGUGGCAACAAUAGUGAAGAUGACGAGGGCAGCAACAGCGGAGGUGAGAACAGCAAAAACGAUGAUAACACCGGCGACAGUGGAAAGAAACGUGAGGAUGAGAUCAAUAAUGGUAUGGAGGGAGAUGACGGCGGUCUGAUUGCGGAAGGUGGUAGCGCUGGAGCUAAUGGCUUCAAUGCGGUGAAUCUUACUAAAUCGCUGUUGCCGAUCUCACACCCCAGUCCAGAGGAAGAGAAUCCCGAAAGUCACCAUCGGACUCCUGCAGUGCCAUUGAAACUCGUGAAUUUGGACAAACCUAUCAUGAUAUCGAACGAGCCGACUAAUAUGGAAAUAGAGGAUGGGAUGCAAGGGACAGAGCCCGUCGAUGAGAUACCAGACAAGAAAAGUCUAACAAAAACAAAGAGGAAACCAAAUGCAAUGCUGAAACGUCCUGUUAUUUCAGCAGUACCUCCUAGACCAAAGCGUAUUGCUAGAAAGUAG
Molecule: messenger RNA, 1938 nt
Organism: Lentinula edodes (shiitake mushroom)
Lineage: Eukaryota; Fungi; Basidiomycota; Agaricomycetes; Agaricales; Omphalotaceae
Exons: 8
Coding region: 1-1938 (645 amino acids)
Source: RefSeq, a predicted model, not a curated record